AUGACAGAUAAGGCGGUUGCGAAGCUUAUAGAGUGGCUCAAAACCUCGGAGUUGACAUUCAUCUCUGACAAGAUCGAGAUCGUGCAAGACGCAGCUUCAGGACGAGGCGUCAGGCUUAAACAGUGCCAUAUUAAUAGCAAUGAGGAGAUCAUCGGGAUCCCAAGCGAAUUUCAGCUGAAUUUCCACAGUGUGCUCCAUCAUUUAUCGCAGUUCAAUCGGAAGCUAGUUGUGCCGGGCGUGACCGUUACCGAGCCUGAAGGCGAUGCCGAUGCCGAGGACCCAAGGACGCGCGCCUACGGCGUGCUGGACGCCAACACGGUGCUGCAGCUGAGCAGUUUCCAGCUGCUCGCACUGUACAUCCUCGCCGAGUGGGUUCUUUUGAAGACAUGGGGCUGUGAAACGCAGUCGUUCUGGCAGCCGUUCUUCGAGAUAUUCCCCACCAGCGCUGAUCUGCGCGCUAUUCCUGCAUACUACAGCCUUCAAUUCGCGAGUACCAGCAAGGAGCUGCUGCCGCUGCUCCCCCCUGCCUCUGCGUGUCACUGCAGGCGGAUUUGUGAGCUGGUGCAGGGCGACUGGGCUCGCAUCCGCGGCAUCCUGGAACAGUGGAACAUCCUAUUCGCCGACAGAGAAACCAUUACCCUGGAGCAGCAGUUUGAACAUUUCCUGCACAUUUACUUUGUCAUAAAUUCCAGGUGUCUAUACACUCCCGUGCCGCUGAAGGACAACCGCGACGACAACUUUACGAUGGUUCCGUAUGUUGACUUCCUAAACCACAUCACUACGGUCUCUGAACAUUGUUAUCCCAAGGUGGAGAGCGUCAGACGACUUUAUGGAGGGGUCGGGCGAUUCAGCAUUAAAUGUGGGCCGCAUGCGUACCGCGUGCCGAUGGAGGAGGUCUUCCUGAACUAUGGCGCACAUUCAAACGACUUCCUUCUGAACGAGUACGGCUUUACGGUAGACGAGAAUGAAUGGGAUUAUAUCGAUGUCACCGAAGUUGUAGUGUCGAUGAUCGAAAAGCCCGAGCACGUUGAGUUUCUCCGCGAGCAUGACUACUACGGGGACUACACCAUUGCAUUUGAUUCGGUCAGUUUCCGAGUGCUGGUUGCCCUCGCGCUGGUGGCCACUGAUGACUACGAGCGCGUCAAUAAAUACAUGAUGGGUUAUAUUACAGAUGACUACUUUGGACCAAGGUAUUCCAGCCUGCUGCUGGAAGUCCUGCAGCGCGCCAGGCAGUUCUGCGAGGCCGCGCUGGAAUCGGCCAAAAAGAUGACGACCGCGGACCGGUAUUGCACAGAGAGCGUCAUCGCGAUAUAUAAGGGGUAUCUCCGCAUUCUGCGGCACCAUUUAGACUCUCACACAGACUGA
Messenger RNA from Eremothecium gossypii ATCC 10895, 1365 nucleotides. RefSeq names its product protein-lysine N-methyltransferase (gene RKM2). The record is from RefSeq and is marked provisional. The coding region runs from base 1 to 1365 and encodes 454 amino acids. The transcript has a single exon. Gene Ontology annotation, molecular function: protein-lysine N-methyltransferase activity; protein binding. NCBI's taxonomy places the organism in Eukaryota, Fungi, Ascomycota, Saccharomycetes, Saccharomycetales, Saccharomycetaceae. Gene Ontology annotation, biological process: peptidyl-lysine monomethylation; peptidyl-lysine trimethylation.